This is a messenger RNA of Pyrus x bretschneideri (Chinese white pear), 508 nucleotides long. RefSeq lists its product as uncharacterized. The record is from RefSeq and is a predicted model, not a curated record. The coding region runs from base 1 to 402 and encodes 133 amino acids. The transcript has 4 exons. Lineage: Eukaryota; Viridiplantae; Streptophyta; Magnoliopsida; Rosales; Rosaceae.
AUGGCGAAGUUCAAUGAGGUGCAGAAGAGGAGGAGAGCACAGAAAGCAGAGAAGAAGAGAUCGGUUCACGGCGAACCAACCACCGGGAAGCUCCACAACAAGCCUCAACCGCUCUCCAUCUCCGGCAAGCGCAAGCGCAAGCUCUUGAAAAAAUGGCGCCGAGAUCAGAACGAGGCUGUGAAGAAGGGACUUAUAACUAUGCAAGAUGUCGAAAUGGCUGCUGCCGAUGCUGAUGGAGUAGAAGAAUCUAAAGACACCAAGACUUCUUCUUCAAAGUUUCCCAUGAAGAAGAAGAGUCUCAAGAUCAAACAACUAAAAGGCAAAGGUAAGAAGAAAGGAAAAUCUUCUAAGGCGGCUGCUGCUGCCACCCCCGAAGCUUCAGCGGAUGCAAUGUUAGAGUAAUUACUUGGUGUCUAGCUUAUGAGAGAACUUGUCAACGCUCUACUCAACCCCAUCCCAUUGUGAUGCUUAUUUUCUAAUUGGAAAUCGAAUGAAUUUUAGAUCGAAA